CUAAAUCUCAGUUACAUUGUUGAACCACCAUACGGAAGAUCCGUUUCGUAUCCGCAGCUAUAUCACGUGUCAUACAAUGAUAUAAUAUAUAUGUUCCAGCAAUACGCAGAUAUCACAAACAUCAGUCACUCUAAUGGAAGUGUGGCCGGAGGACUUAUUCUUACGAUAUAUGGAAGACAUUUUGGCGGUAGACUGUCAUCAAAGAGAGCUUACAUCGAUGAUACGCCGUGCGUUGUGACAGAAGUAAUGCCAGGUAAACACAUUACAUGCCAUGUAGCAGCAAAGCCGGAAAUAUUAGGUUCUGACUUUGAAGGAAAUAGAGGCGUGAACUACGAAUACUGGACAAACAUGACUAUAGAUGGUAUAGAAACCAUCCUGUGGCUCGAUAAUCUUGACCCGGGUUAUAAUUUUCAACGGCUUGACGCAGCCAAUCUUGAUUUCGAUGAUGUAAAUGGUACAAGAGGUCGGCAUGCUGGUAAAUUCACAUUUUAUUUCAAGCCACCUCACACUGGGCAUUACCGGAUCACCGUAGAAAUGUAUAUGAGAGGAGGAGGAGCAGCCAAACUAUAUAUGGAUGGCGUUGAGAAAAUGUCAUCUUCUUUCCGAUACGGACAUUCAAGAACGAUGGAUGUCAUUCUACAUAACGAAGUAAAAUAUCUAUUUCAAUUGAUUUACCAUUCGACUGAAGGAAGUGUUUACAUGAAUACAAAAGCAAAAUAUUAUAAUACGACAUUUACAAACACUAUGGUUAAAAAAGCGGACCAAGAACAGCAGAGAAUAAAGAUAACGUCUACUGUCCUAAAUGAGGUUCAGGAUCUCGUUUUCAUAAGAGAAUUAAAGCAGAAUCAUGUUUUUGAGGUUCAAACGGUUACAAUAGAUUCAGUGUCGCAUGAUUUGUUCAGGUUUGGAUUGUAUGGUGUAUUUACAGAACCAUUGUCUAUAUCAUUUACUGAAAAAGAAAUCCAAGAUUCACUGUUGGCUUUGCCAAUAUGGGGACCGCACGAAUCGGUUUCAGUUAAGAGAAGUUAUAGUCCAGCUUUAUCAAUACCAACUUUUACUUAUGAAAUCACGUUCAUCACUACAAGAGGAAAGAAACAACCAUGA
Molecule: messenger RNA, 1104 nt
Organism: Ruditapes philippinarum (Manila clam)
Lineage: Eukaryota; Metazoa; Mollusca; Bivalvia; Venerida; Veneridae
Product: fibrocystin-L-like
Exons: 9
Coding region: 91-1104 (337 amino acids)
Source: RefSeq, a predicted model, not a curated record